Molecule: messenger RNA, 2019 nt
Organism: Annulohypoxylon truncatum
Lineage: Eukaryota; Fungi; Ascomycota; Sordariomycetes; Xylariales; Hypoxylaceae
Product: GTP-binding protein GTR2
Exons: 4
Coding region: 692-1753 (353 amino acids)
Biological process (GO): cellular response to starvation; regulation of autophagy; cellular response to amino acid stimulus
Cellular component (GO): nucleus; Gtr1-Gtr2 GTPase complex; fungal-type vacuole membrane
Molecular function (GO): GTP binding; GTPase activity
Source: RefSeq, a predicted model, not a curated record
CACUAUUAUUUCCAAUGAAAGUCAAAGGAAGCCAAAGCCCUCCUUACCUUUCCAUGCUUUAUAUGCGGCAGGGCUUUACGUCUUCCCUUACUCUGCCAAGGAGUCCUAUGACUUCUCGGGAUCUGCUCAUAUUAAUCUGGCGCGACACGGUGUUCAAUUAAUUCAAUUGAUUUCGGGAUCGAAAGCGUCACUUCAAAGCCCGUCGACAUUGAACAUUCGACUUUCAACGUUGGUGAAGCAAAAGAACAGAGCUGAAUGACCUACCUAGGUAAAGGGAUCAUACCGACCAGCCCUCGCCAUCCCUCUACCGAAAUACCCUACCGACGUUGUGCACCUCCGCCUGCUAUUCCUUUGCCGCUAUUUAUUGCAACCGCUGGACGACGAACACAGCAGACGAUCAUCAUUGGUGCGACGGGUCCAGGUCGAGUCAGCCCGCGCCAGCCUGUUGGUUCAAGUCCAGCAAAAUCAUUCGCCGCCGCAUAGAAAGCUGACUCAGAAUUCCUCAUCCCACAGGUCAAAGUACGACUUCAAGCGGACACAACGUUCGCUCUAGUCGAUACGGGGAACGGGACACGGGUAUUCCCACCAAGUUCCUUUUGCUCUAUCCGUCUUCCAUGUCGCGGAGGAGGGGAGGAUAGGGCCGCCGCGCGUUUGAUUACCCUCUAGAUCACCCUCUAGUUAUACUCGCAACAUGGAGGACCAAAGACAACGUAAAAAUGGCCCGAGGGCGCCUGAACAACCUCCGGAUCUGCCAACAAAAGGGAAACCUAGGUUGCUCCUAAUGGGGCAGAGAAGGAGUGGCAAGUCCUCGAUAUCAAGCGUAGUAUUUCAUAAAUUACCACCAAGCGAGACCUUGUUUCUCGAGUCAACAGCGCGAAUCCAGAAGGACACUAUGCCGUCGUUCAUGGAUUUCCAAGUCUGGGACUUUCCGGGUCAAAUCGACAUAUUUGACAACCCAACAUUCGACAUCGAUGCAAUGUUUGGUGAGAUCGGCGCUCUGAUCUGGGUUAUCGAUGCUCAGGAUGAUUACCUGGAGGCCGUAGCACGUCUGAAUGAGACGAUAUUAAACCUUCAGCGGACAUACCCGAACAUUAAAAUCGAGGUCUUCAUUCAUAAGGUAGACGGCUUAUCGGAUGACUACAAGUUAGAUAUCCAACGAGAUAUCACUAUACGAAUCCAGGACGAACUUUCGGAUCACGGGUUUGAAAAUGCGCCUGUCACCUUUCACCUGACUAGUAUUUACAACCACAGCAUAUUCGAGGCAUUCAGCAAGGUCAUUCAGAAACUUAUUCCUCGUCUGGGAAUUCUCGAGGCGAUGCUUACUAACCUUUGCCGAACUUGCCGUUUCGAAAAAGCCUACCUUUUCGACGUCUUGUCAAAGAUUUACAUCGCGACGGAUAGUGAGCCAGCGGACAUGGCGAGUUACGAGAUAUGUUCCGAUUAUAUUGAUGUCAUAAUAGACGUCACGGAAGUGUACGGUAGCUGGCCUCGAACUCAACGAUAUCGCGAAGCUCUAGAAGGGCCGCCAUGGAAUCAGAAGAUAGAGGACCAAGUGGCUUCGGGUUGUGCCGAGAGCUGCAUGGUGUUAAGCGAUGGGGACAAGCCCAUAAUACUACGCGAGGUCGACAAGUAUCUCGCUCUAGUUGCGAUUAUGAAGGAAGGCAGUUAUGACAAAAUGCCGCUUGUUAACAUGAACGUUGAGGUGGUGGUGCAAGGAUUGAAGGAGUUCUUCGAGAUUACCAAACCGAAAUAAGCAUCGGCCUAAUUUAGGUUGAGUUGUUGGCUUGGAGCGAAGGAAUCUAAUGCUGGCGCGGUCGGUAGCGGUACCUAUGGAAAUACUUCUAGUGGACAAGGAACCGUCCACGUUUAUUCAGGAUCAAUGCGGCAGUCUACGGUUCACGUCAUUCGCCUUGGCACACGUGCCUGAUCGAAUCUCCGAUGACGGUGGACGAAGGCACUUCAAACCCUGGCGCUCUAUUAAAACCAUAACUUGAAUAUAAAAAUUCAUUUUCUUGAAAA